Molecule: messenger RNA, 836 nt
Organism: Microsporum canis CBS 113480
Lineage: Eukaryota; Fungi; Ascomycota; Eurotiomycetes; Onygenales; Arthrodermataceae
Product: TPRXL protein
Exons: 1
Coding region: 141-836 (231 amino acids)
Source: RefSeq, a predicted model, not a curated record
UCCUUUGGUCCAGCAGCUCACUAGAAAGAAAAAUAUUAUAUUACUUAUACGCCACACGAGCAGAGAGAUCAAUACAGCAUCUCCAAUAGAACAUCACUCAUCAAUAUCAGACUGAAAAUAGCGGUACACGUACCGCAAUCAUGACCACCAACAGGCCGUUCCUAGCCAACUUUCUCGCCGCCUUCAGGGCGCAAACUGCAUAUAAGACAGCGCCUUCAAAGCCGCCGUCUCCUGGCCCGUCGUCGUCACAUAUCGGCUCCUCCCCAUAUUCUCCACCCUCGUCUUCCUCGAAUACCACCGGAGCUCGAACAAUAGCUACCAAGACAACAACAAAUCCCACGCCUUCAAAUUCACCGCAGUCAACCACCAACGCUAUUGCUGCCGCUGCUGCCGCAUCCUCGACGUCCAGUCAUUUCUCCUCGCAUCACCACUCUCAUCACCAUCAUACUCAUACCCAUACUCAUUCACACACCCCUUCACCUUCAUCGCGGACUCCAAUAAGCUCCGCCGCUCCUACAACCUCUUCAACCACUGCUCCAACAUCGUCAACUCCCGCUUCCACUACGACUUCUACCACCUCGCCUAUACCCGUGCCAACGUCAUCAUCUUCUACAUCUGCUGUCCCUUUCUCGUCAUACGAUAGGAAUAGACGGGGAAGUGAUAGUAGUAGUGGUAGUGGUGGGUUCCGCGACGCUCUAGGGCCGGAAAAAUGGUAUAUCGGUGGUCGAACGACAAGCGGAGAGGAACGAUUAUAUCAACUAGGGAUGGUGACCAAGGGUGGCGGUAGACUAGGAGGUGGGAUGCGUGUUGGUAGCGUUGACCAACUGAGCCUUUAA